AUGAAGCAGACAUCAAUGAUCCUCUCUAUGGUUAUCCCCGGAAAACACAUGCCUGGUAAUGAUAUUGAUGUCUACUUGCAGCCACUUAUCAAAGAGUUGAAGGAGUUAUGGUUUGAUGGGAUUGAAACGUUAGAUUCUUCGACAAAGCAAACUUUUAACAUGAGAGCAGCUCUUAUGUGGACAAUUAGUGAUUUUCCUGGUCUUGGAAAUUUGUCGGGUUGGAAUACAUAUACAGCAUCAGCAUGUCCAAGCUGUAAUUAUGAUGGAAUCGGACAACGUUUACGCCACGGAAAAAAAAAUUGUUUUAUCGGUCAUCGCCGAUUUCUUCCUCCAGAUCAUGGUUUUCGUCAGAUCACUGCACAUUUUGAUGGGAAAACAGAAACUAGGCAUCCACCAGCCACACUGACAGGCUCUACAAUUGUUCAACAACUACAACAAGUUGAUGUUACCCUUGGUAAGAAGAAUAGUUUAGUUGGUGUUGGAAGAAAGAGGGAUCGAAGUGAUGCUGGAAGAUCUAGUACUCAACAGUGGAAGAAAAGAAGUAUAUUUUUCGAGCUGCCCUAUUGGGAAGUUACAAUGUUGCGACAUAAUUUGGAUGUCAUGCACAUAGAGAAGAAUGUGUUUGACAAUCUAGCCUACACAUUGUUGGAUGACAAAAAUAAAUCUAAAGAUAAUCUGAAUGCUAGAAAAGAUCUUCGUGAGAUGGAUGGUUAUGCUUCAAACAUAUCAAGUUGUGCUGAUGUUAGUGGUCGAAAGCUAGCAGGCUUAAAAAGCCAUGAUUGUCACGUGAUAAUGAGAGAUUUAUUUUCAGUCGCAGUUCGAAAUCUGCUGGCAACAGAUGUGACAUCAGCCAUUGUCGAGAUCUGUCAGUUUUUUAGAGAUAUAUCUGCAAAAGUUCUUGAUAUCAAUGAGCUUGAUAGAUUACAAGAUCGUAUUGUGGUGACUUUAUGCCUACAUCUCACAGAAGAGGCAAAACUUGGUGGACCAGUUCCAUUUCGUUGGAUGUAUCCGAUUGAAAGGAAAUAUAAAAAUGAGUUGUUGACGAAACAGACUCAUCAAAGCAAUAGGCAUCGUGCUAUUGACAUUGAUCGAGAAAUGCAUCUUAAUAUUGCAAACUGGCUCAAACAGAAAGUAGAGUCAAAUGAGUUAGAUGGGAUAACUGAUGAUAUACGGUGUUUAGCUUUGGGUCCAUCUGAUAAAGUUUUGAAGUAUACAGCUUAUAAUAUCAAUGGUUGCAAGUUCCGUACAGCGGAAAGAGAAGCUAAUUUGAAAACACAAAAUAGUGGUGUUUAUGUGGCUGCUGAGACUAUGAGCUAUGCUAGUUCUCGUGAUCCUAACCCAAGAACAGGAAUUGUUCCAUACUAUGGCAACCUUACCGAAGUUAUGGAGCUCAACUACUAUGAAGUUUUCAAAGUUGUAUUAUUCAAGUGUACGUGGGCGGACACUCGUACGGAACGAGGAUACAAAACAGAUACAUAUGGUCAUCAUAUGGUAAAUUUUUCACGCUUGUUACACACUGGGGACAAUGCAGAGGAUGAACCAUAUAUAUUGGCGUCUCAAGCAAAAAUGGUUUACUACGUUAAAGAUCCAUCUGAAUUAGAUUGGAAUAUUGCAAUUCAUAUGCAGCCGAGAGACGUAUAUGAUAUGGGUGAUCCAAAUGGCUCAGAACAGUUGAAUGAUGAAUCUGAUCAAGAUUAA
Molecule: messenger RNA, 1698 nt
Organism: Brassica napus (rape)
Lineage: Eukaryota; Viridiplantae; Streptophyta; Magnoliopsida; Brassicales; Brassicaceae
Exons: 4
Coding region: 1-1698 (565 amino acids)
Source: RefSeq, a predicted model, not a curated record